AGCGCGGGAGGUCUUACUCCGAGAGCAAGGGAUCCCCUUAGCUACUAGUUAGUCAGUCAGCCAAGCCCGAGACCAAUGCUACCCAUAUCGACACACACGACCGCCGCUAUUCUCGGACUCGUCCUGAGUACGUUCGUGCGGAUCGCGUCAGCGGCGAACUACAAGCGUGUGGCAUGCCCGGGUGGCACGCACGUCGCCGUUCGCAAGGAGUGCUGUGUGUUUUAUGACCUGAGGGACGAUAUGCAGGAAAACCUGUUUGAGAAUGAAUGUGGGGAUGCAGCACAUGAAAUGCUCAGACUCACUUUUCACGAUGCAAUUGGGUACUCACAGUCUGGACAAUACCCAGGACAUGGUGCAGACGGCUCGAUCAUAGUGUUCCAUGACACUGAACUGGCAUUUCGCGGUAACAACGGCAUCGAAGAUGCCGUAUUCUCACUCUUGCCGUUCCUCUCCAAGUACAAUGUCUCUGCGGGAGACAUUGUACAAUUCGCAGGCGCAGUCGGACUUUCCAACUGUCCCGGUUCUCCUCGGUUAGAAUUCUUAGCAGGAAGACCAAACGCAACCAAACCCACAAGCGGAGAUACAAUCCCUUCGCCGGCGGAUAAAGCAGAUGCACUCAUCGCACGUCUAGGAGACGCAGGUUUCUCCGCAGAAGAACUCGUGCACCUCAUGGCGAGCCACUCAGUUGCAAGGGCUAGGCAUAUUGACCCGACUGUCCCACGGGCAGCACUAGAUUCCACUCCUGGGGUUUUCGAUUCUCAGUUCUACCUUGAGGUACUACUGAAAGGCCAAGGGUAUCCCGGAAACGGAAGUGGGAACCCGUUCGAGGCAUCCUCGGCUUUGUAUAGCGAAGGAGGGCUGCGUUUUAAUUCCGACUCUGAGCUAGCACGAGAUAGUCGAACGGCGUGCACAUGGCAGUCCAUGAUCAGCAACCAACAGCUUAUGAUGAAUAGCUUCCAACAAGUAAUGGCAAAGCUCGCUGUCACAGGCCAGGACAAGUCAAAGCUUAUUGACUGCUCUGACGCUAUUCCAGAACCAAAACCUCUCUCGGAAAGCCAGGAUCAACAUACUGCUGCAUACCCUCCAGGGCAAUGCGUAAAAGACGUGCAGAAAUCUUGUUCAUCACCAUUCCCUGUUGUUCCUAUAACAUUCGGCAAGCCAUCCCAGAUUCCGUCUGAGCCAUAA
Messenger RNA from Fomitiporia mediterranea MF3/22, 1185 nucleotides. It is a transcript of the gene FmGP, whose product is annotated as manganese peroxidase 2. Gene Ontology annotation, biological process: response to reactive oxygen species; hydrogen peroxide catabolic process; cellular response to oxidative stress. Gene Ontology annotation, molecular function: heme binding; peroxidase activity. NCBI's taxonomy places the organism in Eukaryota, Fungi, Basidiomycota, Agaricomycetes, Hymenochaetales, Hymenochaetaceae. The transcript is spliced from 5 exons. The coding region runs from base 76 to 1185 and encodes 369 amino acids. The record is from RefSeq and is a predicted model, not a curated record.